UGGGCAGAUGAUGAUACGUUAUACGCCCUCGACACCGGUGUUUUGGAUCUGACAACGAAGCCAAAAACGUGUGUCCACCCAAAAUUGUCAUUUUCGACCUACGGACUGAUGAGGUCAUCAAUUCCGUAGUAAUUCAGAACCCAGCCUGUAACUCAUUGUACACCUAUUUGUGGGUGGACGCAUGUCCAGAAGACAGCUUGACGGCCUACAGCUCCGACACGAGAGGCAACUUACUGUCGGUGACGGACCUCACUACUGGAGCCUCCAAACAGCUGCGGAGCCAGUACUUCCACCCCAAGCCGGGCUUCUUCUUCCCGAAGGCGGGAGGUCCAGCGUACUACAUGCCGGACGGCAUCAAUGGAGCAACAGCUGACGAGAGCUGCGAUGGGAAACUCUAUUUCCAGGCGUUCGCCAGCAACAUCCAGGGCGUUGUCGACAAGCAGGUCAUCCGAGAUGCAGGCGACGGGGAUGUUUUGGACAUCAAGACGCAGGUUGAUCUGCCAGGAGAAUUACCUGGGCAGAGUGGAGUAAUGGCAGUGGAUCCGAAGGGACAGCUGCUACUCUUCCCCAUGCUGGAUGAACUGGCCAUCUACUGUUGGAACACAAGCAAGCCUCACGAUCGCAAGAACUUCCGCUUGGUCGUUCAAGAUGAUGAACAUCUACUGUUCGUCAGCAGCAUCAAGAUAGACACCAAAGCACAAAGAUUAUAUAUAAUGAGCGGUCGAGUAACGUCCUAUCUAUCAAACACCACAAGCUGUUCUGAAGACAACUAUCAGAUUUUGUACAUUGACAUAGAGGAUAUAGAAUGUUAGUUUUACGUACCACAGAUAUUGUUUUGUGAAUUCGAGGAACUUGGUGCCUCGGCAAGAUUCAACAUAUGCCAAUACUAAUAUAUGAAAUACUGAAAAGAAUUAAAUAUAGAAUAUGCAAA
Molecule: messenger RNA, 931 nt
Organism: Schistocerca piceifrons (Central American locust)
Lineage: Eukaryota; Metazoa; Arthropoda; Insecta; Orthoptera; Acrididae
Exons: 3
Coding region: 342-812 (156 amino acids)
Cellular component (GO): extracellular region
Source: RefSeq, a predicted model, not a curated record